This is a messenger RNA of Yamadazyma tenuis ATCC 10573, 1398 nucleotides long. The record is from RefSeq and is a predicted model, not a curated record. NCBI's taxonomy places the organism in Eukaryota, Fungi, Ascomycota, Pichiomycetes, Serinales, Debaryomycetaceae.
AGCAUGGCCGAUAACCGGCACUUGAUGAUGGCCAACCCCAUGUUGAUGUCUCCUCCAUUGAAUCCCCAGUCGGCACACAUGCCACAACAAAUGGGAACCAGUAGAUUGGCCCCUCCGAGAAUGCAAAGAUCACUAGUCAACGACCCCGAGAUCCAACACAAGAUUCAGCUGUUCACCAAUCUCAGAGCCGUGAUUGCGUCGGGAAACAAGUCCUACGAGUACAGACUCAAGUGGGUCAAAAUGUUGAUCAAUGCUACCAACUAUCGGUUGUACGUUUAUAUCAACAUCAAAGGUGAACCCAUUGCAUCCAGUGAUGCUACCGCCAACAAGGAGUUAUUCAUCAAGUCGGCCAGUCAGCAUAUUGUUAAGCUCAUUCGAGACGUCGAUUCUGCCAACCAAAAGCUCACUGACGACAUCAGGUCAGACAUCUGCUUAGUGUACGCCAACAUUUUAUCCCACCACUACCACACUCUCUACGAGCAAAGUUUUGGCAUGCAAAAGGACAUCGAUGGAGCAAUUGCCUGGUACGAACGAGCCAUUAUCUUCAAUCCCAGCAACUUUAAAGCCCACUAUGUUCUUGGAGACCUUUACGAGUACGAAGUCAACAAUGGCUUCGACCAGGCGUUGAUCUACUACCGGCAAUCGGCCAAGUUGGGCUAUAACAGGGCCAUCUAUAAGAUGGCAUUGAUGUACUUGAAUAUUCCGUCCAUCAGAUCCCACAAGUUCAUAAAGAUCUUACGGGAUUUGUGCAACAUCGAGGUGGAAAAAACCGAGCUCGACGACGACGACAAGCAGGAGUUGACCGAGAUCAUUGCCUCUGCCUCGUACGAAUUGGGUAAGGUUUAUGAAGGGGUAUACCCUGGUGACUUGACGGUUGAAGAUGACUUUAUCCAAAAGUGCUUGGAAAUCGUCCCCGUCAACUACGGUAAGGCGUUGUCAUACUACAACAAGUCUGCCAAGCUCAACUAUCCCGUGGGACUCGUAAAGCUUGGCCGGGUGUAUGAGUUUGGUGAGUUGAACCGGACCAAAAACCCCCAUAAAUCCAUCCAGUGGUACUUGAAAGCUGUCAGCUCGCCAUUACCAUUCAGGCGUAAUCCAGACGCUAUGAUAGGCUUGAGCAGGUGGUACUUGAGUGGAUCCAACGGUGAGAGCAAGCACAUUCCACAACCGAAUCCUGAAAGAGCUCUCAAAUGGUGCGAGAGAGCCAUCAAAGAGUCCAACUCACCUGAUGCUUAUUACCAGAUGGCUCAGCUCGCCGAUGCUGGACUCAGCAACCAGCCAGCCACUUACUGGUGUCAGAAGGCCGCCGCCGUCAGCGACCCUGUUCAAGCAUAAUUCUACAUAUCCUCAUCUCUUCAUAUAUAGAUAAAAUUACUGCCUAAUGAUUAUCUCCCUGCG